This is a messenger RNA of Cuscuta campestris, 1611 nucleotides long. The record is from the annotation of a GenBank genome assembly. Lineage: Eukaryota; Viridiplantae; Streptophyta; Magnoliopsida; Solanales; Convolvulaceae.
AUAUCCCACCCCUUAAAAAAUGAAUGGGGCAACAUUGUUGGCGGGGAAAGUGAGAGGACCACAAAAUGCCCCUUUAGCUACUCUCUCUCGUUUCAAACGCCAUUAGAACAUAUAUCAUCUCCCCCUACAUGCCCCCGCCCCCUCGGAUUAUCCGACGACGUUCCGUACAAUCUCAGUCGCCGUCGAUUGAAACAUAACAAGAGCAACGAAGAUGGCUGCAGCCGCCGCUAGUCUCCAAGGCGGCUCCGCCUCCCCCUCCGCCUUGUCCCCGUGGAACCAGCUCCCCGCCGGUUCCUCCCCGUGGACCCACGAGCACGCCGCCGCCGCCGAGACGGCCUCGACCGCGGAUGUCCGGGAAACCUCCCUCGUCGGCUCCCUCAUCCGUGAAGAGGGCCACAUAUACUCCUUGGCCGCUUCCGGCGACCUCCUCUACACCGGAUCCGACAGCAAGAACAUCCGGGUCUGGAAGGACACCAAGGAGUACUCCAGCUUCAAGUCGAACAGCGGCCUGGUCAAGUCCAUCGUCAUCUUGGGGGACGACAAGAUCUUCACCGGCCAUCAGGACGGCAAAAUCCGCGUCUGGAAAUUCGCCGACCAGAAGAAGAAGACCUACAAACGCCUGGGAAGCCUCCCCACCACGAGAGACUCCCUCAAAAGUUCCAUGAACCCCAAAUCCUACGUCGAGAUCAACAAGAAAAACAAGAAUGCCCCGCGGAUCAAACACCACGACGCCGUCUCGUGCAUGAGCUUGGACGAGGAACAAGGGCUGCUCUACUCCGGCUCAUGGGACAAGACCAUCAAGGUCUGGAAACUAUCCGAGAACAAAUGCGUCGAAUCAGUCAACGCCCACGAUGACGCGAUCAACGCAUUGGUCGUCGGCUUCGACAGCCUGAUCUUCACCGGAUCGGCCGACGGAACCGUGAAGGCUUGGAGGAGGGAGAUGUCGUCCGCCGGCGUGAAGACGCCCACGGCGACGAAGCACGUGCUGGUAGACACGGUGCUGAAGCAGGACAACGCGGUGACCUCCCUCGCCGUGAACAUCUCGGCAGCGAUGGUCUACGCGGGGUCAUCCGACGGGCUGGUCAACUUCUGGGAGAGGGAGAAGAGCUUCAUGACUUACGGAGGGGUUCUCAGGGGUCACAAGCUGGGCGUGCUCUGCCUCGCAGCCGUGGCGAACCUGGUGCUCAGCGGUUCCGCUGACAAUAGCAUCUGCGUGUGGAGGAGAGAGGAGGGGGCGGUCCACGUGUGCAUGUCAGUGUUGAACGGUCACAGUGGGCCCGUGAAGUGCUUGGCCGUUGAAGCGGAGAAUGGCAAAGACGCCGGGGAGCAGCGGUGGAGCGUGUACAGUGGGAGUUUGGAUAAAUCUGUUAAAGUUUGGAGAAUAGUUCAGCCGGCGAAGCAGUAAACAGGAAAUGGAAGAUCAGACAGACCAUUUUACAGUCACAUACGUACAUAAUACUACCAUACAUAUAUUUAUAUAUAUUUGGACACACAGUAGCAGUUCGCAGAUAGAGUAGAGGGGAUGCAAUACUAAAAUCCCAAGAUUUUUUCCUAGUCCAACCAUUUCAUGUUUGGUAUGGGACUUUUGUGUCAUAAAAGGCAUUGUAAACC